Messenger RNA from Arabidopsis thaliana (thale cress), 1518 nucleotides. RefSeq names its product GDSL-like Lipase/Acylhydrolase superfamily protein. The transcript has 5 exons. The record is from RefSeq and is marked reviewed. Gene Ontology annotation, molecular function: hydrolase activity, acting on ester bonds; acyltransferase activity; lipase activity. NCBI's taxonomy places the organism in Eukaryota, Viridiplantae, Streptophyta, Magnoliopsida, Brassicales, Brassicaceae. Bases 166 to 1374 code for a protein of 402 amino acids. Gene Ontology annotation, biological process: lipid metabolic process. Gene Ontology annotation, cellular component: extracellular region.
GAGACAAGCAUCUUCUUCUUAUAACCAUCUAAACCACAUGCUUAUGUCCACUUUUUUUCUUUCUUUCUGAGUGAAAAACACUUUAGUCUCCCACUCUUUAUAUUUUGUAGCUUCACAGCAAAAAUUCUCUUUUACUUAUCAGACAGAUAAGAUCAUAUAGCAAAUAUGUUGCAAGAUAGAGUUUCUGGUUCUUUGUCUAGUUCGAAAAUAUCUCGAUGUGUUUUGUUUCUCUCACUCUUUUGUUUCUUCCUCUUGACGAUGCAUGCUUCAGCAAACCGCUUACAGCGAGUUCCAAAUCCAGGGCCUUCCCCGGCACCAGAGCCUAAGCCAUGUCCGAGUCCAGGGCCAAACCCCGCACCAGCGACAACUAAGAGGACACAUAACACUACGUUUCCGGCGAUCUUCGCCUUUGGGGAUUCGAUCUUAGACACAGGAAAUAACGAUUAUAUUUUGACCUUGAUCAAAGCUAAUUUUCUUCCAUAUGGCAUGAAUUUUCCAGAUAAAGUUCCCACCGGCAGAUUUUGCAACGGCAAAAUCCCUUCGGACUUUAUCGCGGAUUAUAUAGGAGUAAAACCAGUUGUACCGGCAUAUUUGAGACCGGGACUGACCCAGGAAGAUUUGCUCACUGGUGUAUCCUUUGCUUCGGGUGGUUCUGGCUAUGAUCCUUUGACACCAAUCGUAGUAAGUGCGAUACCGAUGUCAAAACAAUUGACAUACUUUCAAGAAUACAUAGAGAAAGUGAAAGGCUUUGUGGGAAAAGAGAAAGCCGAGCACAUAAUAUCCAAAGGCCUAGCCAUUGUGGUAGCGGGCAGCGACGAUCUGGCCAAUACCUACUAUGGUGAACACUUAGAGGAAUUCUUGUAUGACAUAGAUACAUAUACCUCUUUUAUGGCUAGCUCUGCUGCAAGUUUUGCUAUGCAACUAUAUGAAUCAGGAGCAAAAAAAAUAGGAUUUAUUGGUGUUUCUCCGAUCGGGUGUAUACCGAUACAGAGAACCACAAGAGGAGGACUUAAAAGAAAAUGUGCUGAUGAACUCAACUUUGCAGCUCAGCUUUUUAAUUCCAAACUCUCCACAAGUUUGAACGAAUUGGCUAAAACCAUGAAAAAUACCACAUUGGUGUAUAUUGACAUCUACUCUUCUUUCAAUGAUAUGAUUCAAAACCCCAAAAAAUAUGGAUUUGAUGAGAUUGAUAGAGGAUGUUGCGGGACGGGGCUACUCGAAUUAGGUCCGCUUUGCAACAAAUAUACAUCACUUCUUUGCAAGAAUGUGUCUUCUUUUAUGUUUUGGGACUCUUACCAUCCAACGGAAAGAGCUUAUAAAAUCUUAAGCCAAAAGUUUGUAGAGAAUGACAUGGGCCCUUUCUAUGACAAUUAAAUGUAAAAUUUAAGAUGACACAUUUGAGAUGAAAUUUGGCUAAAUAAAAGCUGUAUCUCAUUUGGAUUAGUGUCUUCAAAAACAUGUUUAUUGUAUUAUACAUAUAAAUUGACAUGGAGCGAUAAAUUGAGUUGUUUUUCUAAA